AUGUCACAUAUUGGUUACUAUCUCACGGCUCUUUUGAUAUGUGGUGUAUUUCACGAGGCAGGCCACGCGAUUGCAUCUUUCUCGGAACGUGUACCUAUUCAAAGCUCUGGACUUUUUAUCUCUUAUAUUUACCCUGGUGCAUUUGUUAAUAUACCUGAUCAAUAUCUACUUUUACUCUCUCCUUUUCGACAACUCAAAAUCAUCUGUGCUGGUGUUUGGCAUAACGUUGUAUUAUACCUAUUUACUUUGAUAUUACUUGGUGGUGGACUCAAAUCAAUAUUAGAAACUAGUGGUUGGCAAACAUUAGAAGGUAAUGGUGGUGUUAGUGUUGUACAAGUUCGAUCUCAAUCUCCUAUGGCUCCUCAUUUACCUGUCUCUUCUGUGAUAUAUCAACUUGAUGAUCGUGAAUUGGAACAUAAUAUUUUGGACUGGAAUCAUUUUUUAUUGGAUCCUCAAGGUCGUGAAAAACCUCAUCCUGGAUUUUGUGCUGUGAUCAAUGAUGAUGAUGAUGAUGAUGAUGAUGGUAAAAAACUUCCAUCCACUUUGGCAUGUUGUGAAAUAGAUGAUGAAUAUCCAUUUGGAAAAGCCUUGAAUGCAUCUAUUUCAUGUUUUCAAGAUUUUACCUCAAGCAUGUUAGACAAAACACCUGAACAUCUUUCAUGUUUACCUACUAUUCAAGUAUUAGGACCAAGACAUCCGGAAAGAUGCGAAAAUGAUGAUGAAUGUUCUGGACAGAACAUGCGAUGUGUAACUCCUUAUACACCUUCUCAAAGUGGUCAAGUUGUUCGUGUAUAUGCUCGUAUGCCAGAUUGGACGGAUCAAUCUGAUGAUCAAGAUAAAGUAUUUGUAUUUGAAGGCGAAUUGGUAGAUAUUUGGGAAAGUGUGAAAGUAGGUAUAUUACAACCGAAAUAUUGGUUUUUACCAGCAUCAUUACCUCAUAGAUCAGAACUUAUGUUAAGGUAUAUUAUAUAUAAACAUAAAUAG
Molecule: messenger RNA, 984 nt
Organism: Halteromyces radiatus
Lineage: Eukaryota; Fungi; Mucoromycota; Mucoromycetes; Mucorales; Cunninghamellaceae
Exons: 4
Coding region: 1-984 (327 amino acids)
Biological process (GO): regulation of response to endoplasmic reticulum stress; membrane protein intracellular domain proteolysis
Cellular component (GO): membrane; cytoplasm
Molecular function (GO): metalloendopeptidase activity
Source: RefSeq, a predicted model, not a curated record